Colletotrichum karsti is the source of this 813-nucleotide messenger RNA. RefSeq names its product pyridoxamine phosphate oxidase family protein. The coding region runs from base 1 to 813 and encodes 270 amino acids. The record is from RefSeq and is a predicted model, not a curated record. NCBI's taxonomy places the organism in Eukaryota, Fungi, Ascomycota, Sordariomycetes, Glomerellales, Glomerellaceae. The transcript has a single exon.
AUGAAGCUCUACCCCUCCAUCACCCCAGACCUCGCGGAAUGGGCCGCCCGCCAACCCGUCUUCUUCACGGCCUCCGCGCCGACCCACCUCCCGCACAUCAACGUCUCCCCCAAGGGCCUCUCCGCCCACUUCGCCGUCCUCGGCCCCAACCUCGUCGCCUACAUCGACCGCACCGGCUCCGGCUGCGAGACCAUCGCCCACGCCUACGAGAACGCCCGCCUCACCCUCAUGUUCAUGUCCUUCGGCCCCGCCCCGCGCAUCCUCCGCCUCUUCUGCCGCAGCCGCAUCGUCGAGUGGGAUGACCCGGAGUUCGAGUCCUGGAUGAAGCGCAUCGUCCCCAAGGGCGCCGCCGGCCGGGACACCUACGACGGCGCGCGUGCCGUCGUCCUCGGCGAGGUCUGGGAGGUCCAGACCUCCUGCGGGUUUGGCGUUCCCAUGGUCAGGAAGGAGCUGUACGCCCCCGCCGCGGCGUCGGACGACGGGUCCCUCGAGAAGGGCGGCGGCGGCGGCGCUGCUUCUCAUCCCGAAGGCGAAAGGGACGAGCUCUCCGUCUUCGAGGAGCGCCCCACCCUCGACAACUACUGGAAGAAGCGCGCCGACAACAACACCGUCCACAAGUACCAGCUCGAGACGAACCUCACCUCCAUCGACGGCCUGCCCGGGCUCAAGACGGCGCGGAGGGCAGCCGGCGAGGUCCUCUGGCUCGCGGGUGUCAAGGCGAGAGCGGCGCGUGCCCUUCGCGAGAGGGACGGCGUCCUGCUCGGCUUCUUCCUCGCGGUUCUUCUCUACGGUGUUUUGGCUUUGGUAAAAUGA